Messenger RNA from Porites lobata, 10241 nucleotides. The record is from the annotation of a GenBank genome assembly. NCBI's taxonomy places the organism in Eukaryota, Metazoa, Cnidaria, Anthozoa, Scleractinia, Poritidae.
AUGAGUGAGUCUGAGCGUCGACAGAUAGGAUAUAACAGCCUCUUGGAAGCAGAUGGACAAAAUCAAUCGUCAGAAGCGACAAACAAUGAGCCAGUGCAAGCAAAUAAUAUUUCACUUUGCAAGCGAAUCGUGAUAUGGAGAAGAUACCUAAUAUUGAUUUUAACGCCGAUAUUACUCAUGCCUCUUCCUUUCGCAGUACCUGGAAGGGUAAGAAGAAUUUGCUUUUUGAUAUGUUAGUGUACAGGAGUUUCUUAUUUUAAAAAAUACACGCUAACUAGAUGGUACUGAAUAGUGACAAAGAAAAUGCAAAAUCGUACCAGAGUGGAUCGUGUUCGGGUUAAGGUUAGGCCGGAAAUAGUUCUGUUCCUUAAUUUAAAGUGUCGAGGUGAUGUCUUCUUACGGAAACGUCAUAAUGCUUUCUCUUGUAUUAUAUUAUAUUAUCACAGUCGGCUGUUAGUAACGCAUUUUUUUCUGUUUAAUUUACGAAAGCCUUCUUUCGACGUCUUCGACAGAUGCCGCAUGAAUUCAAACAAAAUUGAAGCUCACAAAUCACAGCAUUAGCCUUGGAUGUUCAAAACUGAUCGAGCGUUUUCGGUGUUCUCUAGCUCAACCCGGGAUAGGAGAGGGGUGGGGGGUGGACGACACCCAUGUAAAGAUGACAGGGAUGUUCGUUGUCUCAGGGGUAAAAAUUGCAGAUUUCUAUUUUACCUGUUUAAGACGGGAAAAUGAUAUUUACACCUGUAAAGAUAUCACUAAGGGUUGUGCAUAAAGACAUGUCUAUAAAACAAUUCAGCAAUCAAAUGCCUAUAUAUUGCGUUGACUAUGGUCUUCUUUAGGCCGGAGUCAAAUAAAGUCGAUCGCCGGAUCGAGCAAAGCCCAGAUAGGUCUCCCGUUGCAUCCAAGCCUCUUUCCUAUGGGAGUUCCCCGGGGCGCCUAACUCCCCGGAACACACUAUCAGUAACCUUAGUCAGCAGUUAUGUAGAGCUGUACCCAGACGAAAAUUCUCAACCAGGAAACGUUACUAGUAAAAAAGUCCGGAUACUUUUCAACGUGUAUAAAUUAAUCAAUGUUUCAGGAAGCACGAUGUGCAUACUGUAUACUCAUCAUGGCGGUAUACUGGGUGACCGAGGUUGUGGAGCUGGCUGUCACUGCUCUCCUUCCGCUGGUUCUGUUUCCGUUAUUUGGUGUCCUUGGAUCCAAACAAGUCUCUACUCCUUACUUCAAGGACACAAACGUACUCUUCUUGGGAGGCUUGAUUGUUGCAGUCGCUGUGGAACAAUGGAAUUUACACAAACGGAUCGCUCUUCGAAUUCUCUUGUUGGUGGGAGUUCAGCCUCGACGGUAGGUUAAUUGUGUACCGUUUAAAAACGAACGGUAGUGGUAUUUCUUUACGAUUAAAGUACGCAGUAUUACAACCAGUAACAACUGCCUGUAGCAUUGAGUAACCAAUCUAAUUGAGCCACAUGAACUGUAGGUUUAUUUAAUUUACGAAUCUGUUGGUCAGUUCACACAACUGCUUUAGUUUCGGUUUGCGUUACUUAAGCUAAUAAGAUAAUCGGAUUGAAAAUUUAGCCAUGGGCAGACGUAAAAUAUUGAAAUGAGUUGUGAUCGAUAAGCAAAAGCAUUUUUGUGCAACGUAAAACUAAUGAUGAGGAUGGUGAUGAUGUUGGUGACGAAGAUGAUGAUGACGACUAUGAUGAUAGCCAGUGUCUAGUGGGCAAUACUCUCACACGCCAUGCGGGAACGACAUAUUAGCGGGAUGUCUUGUACGGACGAAAACUUUCAAGGGAAGAUAAUAUUCCUGAACUGGGAAAGGUUUGAACCCACUAAUCAUUUCAUAAGUAGGUUCAGCAAGAUCGUCCGGGUGAAUGCAGUCGUGAAUAGGACUGUUGUUGACAGUGACUGAUGUUUCCACAACCUGAGCGGUAGUUAUCUUCAGAAAACUCUGAAAUUGACUACUGCACAGGUUGUCCAGACCUCAGUCACUGUCAACAACAGUCCUAUUCAAGACCACGUUCACCCGGACGAUCAUGCUCAACCUACUUAUGAGUAUUCCUGAAGUUAUUUCUUACUAUCACGAUUUUAUCGAGGGGUAGUAGAGCAGAGAAUUAGAAAAUCUGGAAAGGAAGUUGUGGACCUCGGACGUUCAUAUGGGGGAACUAUCAGGUUCAUAUGUGAAGAUAGCUUUUAUUUACUUUUGAAAUGUUAAAAUCAACUCUUCUUUUGUCCAUGUUACAGGUUAAUGCUCGGCGUAAUGUUGACAACAGCGUUUCUUUCCAUGUGGAUAAGCAAUACUGCCACUACCGCCAUGAUGGUGCCUAUUGUCGAGGCAGUAUUGAGAGAAAUUAGAAACAAAAGUUUAAAGAAUAGAUUGCAGAAGAAGGACUUUGGCGAGAACAUUCAGGCGGAUGAGGUAAGAAAACGUAAGAAAGCAGGCGGCACCAGUUUGCUCUGUCAUCAGAAAAACAGCCGGAAGACAAAAGACUAUUUAGCAUAUUCUAUAUAAAAAUCCAGUAUCAUGACAGGCGCGGAACCAGAAAAUCUGUAAAGGGAGCCAGCGGACUUGCCAGUUAGUAACAUGCGAUAUUAGUGUAUAGUCAAACGAUCCCUGAAAGCAUCCCAAAGACUCCACUGAUUUCAGACAGAAGAGGGCGGGGCCGUAGCCCCUGGUACCAUUUUAAAUUCGCCCCAUAUGCAGCGAUCACUUUGAAAUCAGUUUAAACUGUUGUAAGAAUGAUUGCUACCAUUAAAAAGACCAUUGAAGAGUUGUUUCGAUAUAUCUCUACCAUCGCUGAACUUUCUUUUAAAUGAUCCUUGCGAUGACAGGGAUUGUCGGUAGCAUUCACGAGGAAACCAUACCGGACUUAGAGGAGAAAAGAAAUAUUCAAAAACUUUAGAUUUACUUCUCAAGUAGUUGAAUGGUAAUUCUUUAGCAAGGACGUUCGAGACAAAUCCACUGAGAGCAUGAACCAAAUAGUUUACCAUGACAACAGUACUAGCAGGAAAGUUUUCCUAAGUAGCUGUGGCUUGGAAUUUUAAAAGGCUCUUACUACAAAUAUACUUUGUGAUAAAUCUGAAAGAUUGGCGUUUUUGCUUCUGCAAUGGAAAAAAUGCUUUCCCCCCAACAAUAAUCCGGUUGCUUUCGUAACCUGAAGUGAGGAGUUACGUCUUCCCAGAAGUGCGUCACCUAAAAUCAUGUCAGUUGUAUAAAAUACAUUGUACUUCUCUUGAAUUGUAAGCUGCAACAGGCCAUUCCGGCGAACGCAUCCUUUGAACUUGCCGAAAUAAAUGAGAAUCAGGAAAAGGAAGAUACUGAGAAGCCGACAGCAGCAGCUCAGGAUCCUGAAAUGACCAGCGAGGGUGGAAAGACCUCUGAAAGCAAAGAUGCUGGUGGCCCCGUCGAAAAAGGAGAAAGGUGCUUACGGUUUCGGGAAUAACUUUUCACGCCCACUAACUUGCUAACCAAGGGAAAAGGUGCUCAGUAGAUAUAAGCCAAACAAUAUGUGCCAUGUCAUAAGUCAUUUUGGGCUCAACGUUCACAAAGUACGAAUAACUGAAGUUUCUGACUGGAGUGUAUCUCUGUUUUAUCAUGCUAGGCCAAUGAGAGUAUCGACGCCUUAAAGUUGCUCUAUUUGUUGACUGAAGUGUAUUUUAUCAUGUUAUGCUAAUGACAGUAUCGAAUGCCUUAAAGUUACUCCAUUUGGUUUUGUUUUUAGAUCAUCAGUAAAUUCUUUUCAAGAAGAUAGUGAUAUAGAGGUAGGUCCUCGUUGAUGGGUACAUGCAUGCAUCGCCUUGAAUAAUGAUGCGAGGCUGCCUACUCACUUUGACUCUUCUAACUGGUAUCUUGAAAUAAGCCUGCUGGACAUUCUGGAUCGUCAUCAAGAAUGUGACUUAAGUCCAGCUAGCCUUUAACAAUCGAUAUAGCCUGUUCCAGUCUCCAAGACAGUGAGGAAAGCGGAGCCAUUCCUGUAUACCAGCCCUUGAUAUACUCCAUGAUUGGUCAAUUGCGACAAUUUACCUCUACACUUACGUAGAUCAUUUGCCUUCGCGCCCACAGCGUUUAACAAACAUGUCGAGCUCUGAAACCCGCCUACAAUGCACCUUUUGACGUUUUGACAUUUUUACACGAGAAAGGGUUUUUCAGUAUGUUGGGGGGGGAAGUGAGCUGAUUUAGGUAUGUGAAAAAAUGCUUAUAGAAUCUCCUCCUUCUCUCUUCUCGCAGUUAAUCGCUCACUCCCUUUUUUCGCUCAUCCGCACUGACCGCGAGAGCCUGGAACAGGCUAACAACCUCUACAGAAGUUCAGAAGUCGCGAUUGGAAACAGAGUGGCUACAUUACGGUGUACCAUCAGUUGAUGGUUAAUUAGAGCUGCAAUAUCAACAGAAAACGUCCUGAUUUUAUUGGCUAUGACUACCUCACCUUCAUCCGGGUGGGGUGGUUCAACCAUAUAAUUAUUCACGAGAAUAACCCCGAAAUGUCUGACAUUAAAUUUGAGAGGAUUUCAUUUUCAGAACGCCGAGACUCAUUAUUACAACAGAUUUUGCAAAGGCAUGAUGUUAGCUGUUGCUUACGCUGCUAAUGUUGGUGGUACUGCCACGCUGACGGGAACCGGUCCAAAUCUUGUGUUCGGUGGACAGGUUAACCAGUAAGUCAUUUUACAUCAGUAGGCCGUAAUUUUUCUCAAAGAAAAUAAUAUCGGUACUGUGUUAAUUAAAGUGAGGGUCUGGAUGGGGUUAAGUGACAACUGACAAAUCGCCUAAAAUUUAACUGACAACUAACAUUUGCCGUGGCAAGGGUUUUACUGACAAAUGACAAAGGACCUGGUUGUCCUUUAUUUUCUACAAAACCCAUUUUUAAGACACUCUUUUCGUCAUACAAUUUGAUGAAAUGUGCGUUUAUAUGGGUAAUCUUAGUUUUCGAAUUCAGUGUUUAAUUUACAUUAUAUAUGCUUUUUUUGAAAAAUUUCGCAUCAAAAAUGAACAAAUAAGUUCCAUAGUUAAUUAUUAACAAUCAUUUAACCGACAACUGACAAAUGACCUAAAAUUCAAUUGACAACUGACAAAUGGCCAAAAUUUUAACUACUGACAACUGACAUUUCUACCCCACCCAGACCCUCAUUAAAGAAGUCUGUAUAAUCAACUGUAUUUUUUGCAGGAACCUCCUCUGUUGUAAGAAAUUACUAAUACCUUUAAAAUACAGUAUUGAUUGCUCUAGAGAUAAGAUAACUGCCUACGACAAUUACCUGCUCAUGCGCAAUAUAGACAAAGGCCGGGCUUUCCUGCUGCAGAAAAUGCUCUGGUCUUGCGCAGUUUGAUCGGGUGUUGUAUUUUCUUGACUUUUACUGGCAAUAUUGGUGUCUAAGAACAAAGUUCAUCAUUUCAAAGUGCUCCAAAAUCAUAUCAAGCACAGUUCAAUUCUAGCCUCUUCCUAAACGCUCGUAAAAAAGUUUGGAGGUUUUCGGUCGAUUCAUAAUCUACAGCAACUGAAAAUGUUGUUUAUGAGGUAACUCGGAUAACUUCUUUUAAUUGCCUCUAAGCGUUUCUGAAAACUUACAACCCGUUUAGUUCAAUUUCGAAAAACGUUUCAGUAAAUCACUUUUAUAAUCAAUUGACACUAAUGUUUUGCAGUCUUUUCCCCGAGAGUCCCGGCUUCAGCUUUGCGAUGUGGUUUGGUUACUCAUUUCCUCAAAUGGUUAUCCUUCUGUUUGUUGCUUGGAUCUGGAUUCAGCUAUUAUUCCUAGGAUUCAAGUAAGUCAUAGUUUGUAGCGCCUGUAAGAGUGAUUUUCCUAUUAGGUGGCGUCUAUGGAUGAACCAGCAACGUUCUAUUUCACCUACAUAAGAACCUCAAAACCGAACUGAUAAUCCUGGAAGAAAACCAAGAGAAAGCCAGGCUAUUUUUUUCUUGGAAGGCUUUAUAAAACUUCUCAGUAAAACCUAACACGCAGAGAUAUUUUCUCACCCUCUACCACUUGUAAAGAUAUACACUCAACAUGCUCUUUUUCCUCUCCAUUUAGCUUCCGUAAAUGUUUUCGCAAGUAUGUCUCCAAGGAGCGAAGAUCACGGAACAGAGACAACCAGCAAACAAAGGUCGUCAGAGAGCUUUUGGAGAAUCAGUACAGAGCACUAGGAACAAUGUCGUAAGAUUAACAAAUCUUGUAUAUGAUUACAAAAACUUGUAUAAUGUACUUAUCCGCACAUCAUAUCCGUGUCCAAGGAUAGAACCCCUUUAGAAUUUCUCUUUAUUUGUUUCGAUUCUUGUAUUUCUAAUUAGGUUUGCUGAGAAAGCCGUCCUUGGUCAUUUCAUCCUGUUGGCGUUGCUGUGGCUGUUUCGUGAACCCAAAUUUAUGGACGGAUGGUCCAUAGCAUUCAAAAAAGGGUAAGUGUGCGCUACUUGCUUUAUUGAUAACAUCAACGUGACACCGUCAUAAAUUUAACUUGCUCUUUUUUCCAGGUACGUUAGAGACGCCACAGCAGCGAUGACGGUAGCGUUCUCACUGUUUGUAUUCCCUUCACAAAGACCAAGAACCUUUGCUCUUGAUGGAUCAGGUAAUGAAAAAAUGACAAAAUGCUGAAUGUUGAGUCGAAGCAACUUUUGAAUUUACUUUCUAACUUUCUAAAAGAUUGAAAGCCAACCAAACGCAGCUUCCCGCCAAGAGACACAAUGUGCGGGAGGGCGACAUUACUUCAUAAGUCCGAAGAAGUUUAUAUGGACAUGGCUCAUACUAGAAAUAAUGAAUACACCUGGUCAUAUGUGGUUGUAAGUGAUUUAAAUUAGAUAUUUGAACCAAUGAAUACAUAUAAUCGAUAUACUCGGUACAGGUAGACAGUGAUAAGGCAUGAUAAACUUGAGACUUCCGCCGGAGUAUUUAGGAACGCCCAUAUGGAUGGUUCCUGAUUUUCUAAUGAAGUAAUUCAUUUUAUGAUGUUUUUUAUGAUGCUAUGGUCAUCCAUAUGAUGUGUAAGUGUCAUCCAUAUUAGGGAACAGGAAUUAUCGUGAUGCUGUUUGUUAAUAGCCGAGUUGUUCAAAGCUGGGCUAAGAUAACCCAAGGUUAAUGCGAGAUUUGAAUUCAGAUUUGAAAGCUUAAAAAACAUUUCAGUUUUAAUUCUAUUUGUCUUACUACAAGUUGAUGAUUGGAAGCUCUAAAAAUAACAGAGAAAAUUAUCCAAGAAAAUGCUUUUGAGCACAAGAAAAAGAAACCAGGGUUAAAUUUAACCCCAAGUUAAGCGCUAAUCGGCCUUCGAACAACUGGGCCCAUUGGUGUACAGGGUGUUUUUUACUACAACCAGUACUCGAUACAGUAUAAGGAAUAAAAUUUCAGGUUUGGUCCGGAUUUAUAAGGUUUAUUCGUGCAGGUAUGUUUUCUACAGUGAACAAGCUGCCAUCCGGUCUAUUGGAGUUCAGAACCAUGUCUAAGAAGUUUCCAUGGCAUCUUAUUAUUCUGCUUGGUAGUGGAUUUGCUCUGGCAGAGGCCUGCAAGGUAGGUAUAUGCCAACCUCGUUCCCAGGACCCUCUCCUACUCGAGCCCAGGAGCGAGAGACAAAGAGACAGUUUGCUCUCUCUCUCUCUAAACAAUGACAUGUCAUUCUUCCAAUUGUUUUAGUAUUGUUUGGCUUCUCUUCCGAGCAGCUGCUACACGACCCCUCUCUCCCUCGCUGCGACGGACGAGUAGGAGAGGACCCUGGCAACGAAGUUGCUCAUAUGCGAUAAAACUGUUUUAUACAACUAAUAUUCACUCUUAGAUGAAUAAUCUGCUCCAAGGUGAAAAUCUUCAUUCACCCACCACUUUAAAAAGUUUUUUUUUCUUCGUGAGGAAAAAGAUAUAGCGCAGAAUGUGAUGAGACAGAUGGAGCGAUGGUGGGCCAAGUUACCAGACAGGGGAAGGCGGUCGAACUAAUCUGUGAUACACUCCGGCUUUAUCUAAGUCUUUCACUUAAAGUUAGUUCUGAGAACCUGUGCCAUAGUCUUAACCUUAUGAGACUCUGGACGAAGUCCUAUGGUGUUAGUUAUAACUCAAAUGAACCCUCUUCCAUUCAGCAGCACUUUAAAGUUGAACAAUAAGUAAUAAGUCUGGAAUUUUGGAAUUUAAUGGUUUUGAUUUUGACUUGUUUUCAGGAGUCCGGCCUGUCAGAAUGGGUAGGAACACAGUUGAAACACCUCGACGCCAUCCCACCAGUUGCGAUCGUAAUCUGUAUUUGUGUAAUGAUCACCACUUUCACUGAAUUUACGUCGAAUGUAGCAACCGCGACAAUAUUUUUACCGAUAUUGGCCUUCUUGGUUAGUACUACUUGGAGAGAGGAAGCGCAAUUCUAGAUUUUAAGAGGUCAAUUUUCGAACUCGCGACCACCCUCCAAAAUGCUUUUAAAAGUGGUCUCGCCUAAGGCUGGCGAUCGUUUUCCGGGGAGUCUUUUUAAGGAUCAAGUCGGACACAUCUGCUUAUUCAAAGGGAAUUGAUCGCAUAUACAAUUCCUUAGUUAACUACGUCAGUGUCAUGUUGUCACUAAACGUUUCUUGUAUACUCUGAGUAGCACAGUAUAUACAUCCAACAUGGAGAACAGAUAAUAUGUCAAGUGAUAAUUUAGUAAGGUAGAGGGGGGAACGUCUGCUUUCGAGUCGCCCAUCAAGCGGUGGAUUAUCCUGGUUUUCGUAGCAUAAAGCGACUAGAAAUAUUUCUAUUCCCCCCUGGAUGCUAGUCCAUCGCAGGGUUACCCCCAGCAGUAUGUCGUGGGCACCCAUUUAUACACCUGAGUGAUGAGAUAAGAUGGAGCAAAGUUACUUGUCUAAGAAAACAACUCGACUCAAGCGCUUGAGCCUGGACGUCCAGGUGUCAACCUCUCGGCCAUCAUGCCUCCUACAAGUGGUAUCUUACAAAAGGUUAAGCAAUCCAAAAAGUGAUCGCGGUCACUCACAGGAGCUUCCAACUAUAGAGCUUUGAACAGCGAAAUACUGGUGUUCUGGAUAAGUAGUUUCCUAUUGAAAAGGUGGUCGCACAUAGAGGUUUGACUCUCCUUUCUUCAUUUUUCCCCUCAGGGAGAGCACAUUCGUGUUCAUCCAUGGUACCUCAUGCUACCUGCUACCAUCUCGUGUUCAUUCGCCUUUAUGUUACCGGUCGCUACUCCACCAAAUGCUAUUGUGUUUGCUGGUGGAUAUCUCAAAGUCAAGGACAUGGUAUGUACUGCGCUUUGGUACAAUUUCAGUGUUCUUUUUCUUCGUCUUUCUGCAGUACAGUGUAAGUCAGCUAAGUAUUGCGAGGUCUGGGUACUUUGUUAAUGAACAUAAUAUAACAUAGUUCGUCUGGUAACACAAAACUACACCAUCUCACUUACUCCACUACAUAACGUACCUUGUCAGUACAGUAGCGAAUCUGGCAUGAAAUGCAAUCAGCUAAAAAUUGAAAAACAUCACACCCGGGUUUACUUUCUUCAUAGAAUAGUUUUGGGCCCCCAAGCUCUAGGGCCUCUCCCUAGAACUAUCUCAGUACUUUAGAAACAAUUGUUACCGAUCCGAAGUGAGGAUGGAUAGGUUUGGUACUCAUACUGUAUUCUCUCUGUAUUCUAAUGUAGCAAGUUUCACGCAAGAUUUGCCGAUUCUAGGUUUUGCUCGGGCAGCGUAGCAGUAAACGAAUUUUUUUUGUCUCCUAUCAUUUUCAGGCUAAAGCUGGAUUUGGAAUGAAUAUCCUAUCCGUGAUAGUGUUAGUGAUUUGUAUAAACACCUAUGGUGUGUCCAUGUUUGGUCUGGACACAUUUCCCGCCUGGGCCUCAAGUGUUACCACACCAGGAUCACAAGGAGGAGGACCAGGCACUAGCAUUAAUGUAACGCUGCUUUGUCAAAAUGUGACGUCUACAUAGGGCAAAUGUUAGUUACUAGUGACUAGAAAACAUGUUAAACUAUAGUUUCGCAAAUUAGGGCGAUACAAACCGCGCCACUGAAAGAAUAGCUGUCCUUUGUCGCAUAUACUAGCCAACGUAAUUAGGAUUUGCCUGAAAGAAAAUUUUCCGUUUUCAGGAGGAAUCUAGUUCCUAGUUUAGGCGAUAGACAACUGGCAAAAUAACGGAACAAUAACGUAAAACGUGGGAAGUGUACGGCAGCAAUCUUUCUUGUAAUGCAGACAAGGGCGUUUGUUUGUGAAUCGAGUUUAGAUUGGUUCAAAGGAUUUUAUUUUCAGACGCUUGCAUCAGCGAACGAAUAAAGGAACAGACCAAAUUAUAUUGAAUGUGCCGCAGGUUGAAGGACUGAAGCUACGGA